This is a messenger RNA of Mytilus trossulus (common blue mussel), 2673 nucleotides long. RefSeq lists its product as uncharacterized. The record is from RefSeq and is a predicted model, not a curated record. The coding region runs from base 173 to 2593 and encodes 806 amino acids. Gene Ontology annotation, biological process: carbohydrate metabolic process. The transcript has a single exon. NCBI's taxonomy places the organism in Eukaryota, Metazoa, Mollusca, Bivalvia, Mytilida, Mytilidae.
UCUAACUUCAUGCUGAUAAACUUCUCAUUCAAGUACCUGCUACAUCCUGGGUGAAAACCAUCAAUUUUUCAAAAAUCACAUGAUCAUAUUAAUGACGAUUAUUUAUAAAGAUCUUAAUACGAGAGAAACUGACAGUUGAAAUUGCGACUUUGGAUUACAUACAGUGCGGACUAUGGACAAGCUGUUAAUAUGGAUGUUCUGUCUUGUAACUUCAAUGCUAUAUGGAAUAACUUAUUGCAAAUCUUCGGAGUGCAAACAGGAUGGAAACUGUAAACUACCGAAAUGUUUCUGUUCUACAUUCAAUCAUCCUCUUUUGCAUGCAUCUGAAAUUCCUCAAAUAGUUUAUUUUGGUUUUGAUGAUGCUCUUACGCCAUUAGUUGAUCCGCUAUAUAAAAAACUGUUCCGGUCCAAUAGAACUAAUCCUAAUGGAUGUUCAAUUGGAAUGACCUUGUAUGUGUCUAACCAGUACACAUCGUAUGCAGAGGUCAGAGAGUUCUAUGGCAGAGGAAUGGAGAUUGCGUCUCAUAGUGUUCACCAUAAUCAUAUAAGGACAGAACAAACGUUGUAUGAAGAAGCAAGAUUACAAAAACUGAAUUUGGCCAGGCUUGGUGGAAUUCCUGAGUCUGAAAUAAUAGGUUGGAGAAGUCCCUUUCUGGAAACAGCUGGGGACUAUCAGCCAGACGUUUUACGAAAGUUGGGGUACGAAUAUGAUAUUUCACUUACCUACACCAGAAGACACAUGAAGGAUCAAAAUCCCUGGCCAUUCACGGCGGACUACGGAUGGCCAUACCAAUGCCAAAUGAAACCUUGCUUAUCUAAACCCCAUCCAGGAUUCUGGGAAUUUCCUGUAAACUCAAUGAUGGAUUUUAAGGACCAAUAUCCCUGCAAUUAUGUUGAUGGAUGCCUCAACAGGCCUACAAAUGAAACUGAAGCAUUCAAAUAUUUAAUUGACAAUUUUUACAAUGCUUAUAGAGGAAAUCGGGCACCAUUGGGAAUACAUAUGCAUGCAGCUUGGUUUGUAUCAAAGUAUAAUUUUAGAGCUAUGGACAGAUUCAUCACGGAAAUCUUAAGGCGAAGUGAUGUUUACAUUGUGCCUGUAAAAAAUGUCUUAGCAUGGAUGAAACAUCCAACUUCAUUGUCCGAUAUAAAACAUUUCAAACCCUGGCAAUGCAAAACAGUUCCUAUGCUAUCUCAAUCUACACCGAAAGUGAAGCACACAACAAAAACGCCUACUACAAGGGCUACAGCAAUAUCUAGCACAGCUGCAACAACAACGACGACAAGGACUACACCGUCAAUAACAACACAUUAUCCUACGACAACUACAACAACACCAUCUCCGACAACAGUUAAAACAACAACACCAUCUCCGACGACAACUGCAACACAACUAACAACUAAGAGUACUUCAAUUAAAUCACCAUUUUCUGUUCCGUUUUUAUCUAAGCAAUGGCAAUUUACCUCUAAAAAUAUCAAACCGGCUCAUCAAACAAAAUUUCCUGACUUCACCACUCAUAGACAAACAGAAAUACAUCGUCAACCAACAUACCAACAACCUGCAAGUUCAAGUGCAUCAUCCAAUAAUUUUAAUUGGUCUUGGAUGUGGAAUAGUUUUCUUAAUAAACAAAAACAGCAAGCAGUGCAAUCAAAAAACGGUGAACAAAAUAGUGCUGAAAAUUCCAAGGAAUCCUGUAUACAGGGAUUAAAUUGUAAACUGCCAGAUUGUUUUUGUCAGGGAGGUAAAACUCCAGGCGGGUUUGGCCAAGAAAACACGCCUCAAUUCGUGUACAUUUCAUUCGAUGGCGACAUAGAUUCUAGAGUAUUUUUUAGAUUCAAGAAAAUAUUUUCUGGAGAUAGAAAAAACCCAAAUAACUGUCCGAUAUCAAGUACAUUUUUUGUGUCUCAAGAGGGAUCAAGAGACUCGUAUGUUUCUUUCUUAAAUAAUAAGAGUCAAGAAAUAGCUAUGAGGGGAUCUUCGUCGUCCAUUGCAAACAUAGCCGAGUUUCACCGUCAGUUAGCACAACAAAAAGGUAGAAUGAAACGAAAUAGAGUGCAGGUUACCGGAUGGCGUAGUCCGGAAUUGAAACCCUUUGGAGACGGUCAGUACUCUGGACUUGUUAAGGAAGGAUUGCAAUAUGAUUCCACUUUAGUAUUGCGGGAAAAUGAAAAAGUUUGGCCUUUUACAUUAGAUUAUGGAUGGAAAGAUCAUUGCAUAAUACCAGAGUGUCCGAAAAAGAAAUAUCGCGGACUUUGGGAGGUUCCAAAUAUUCCUGUAAAAGAUUAUUUAAACAGAUAUCCUUGUAAUUACGUUGAUGGAUGUAUGUUCUCUCCAAAGACUGCUGAAGAAACUUUUCAAUUUCUCUGGAACAAUUUUUAUAAUUUUUAUAAUUCAAACAAAACUCCAUUCGGAGUUAACUUUCGCCAUAUUUGGUUUACUCAUUCAGCUUAUAGAAACAAUGCGCGAGGUUUUGAAAUGUUUUUAGACAAACUUGAGCAAAUGAAGGACGUUUAUAUUGUUUCUACUGCUAAAUUAAUUGAGUGGAUGAAAAACCCUCUACCGCUCUCAGAAAUGCAAUUCCGUUUCCGUUGUUGAUUUAAUGAAUCUCAUAUUGGUGAAAAAUUUGUAUUUUUAUUGUUUUAAAAUAAUUGUAUGUUUUAUAUACAUCAUUGAUU